Molecule: messenger RNA, 2487 nt
Organism: Tricharina praecox
Lineage: Eukaryota; Fungi; Ascomycota; Pezizomycetes; Pezizales; Pyronemataceae
Exons: 3
Coding region: 1-2487 (828 amino acids)
Source: RefSeq, a predicted model, not a curated record
AUGGAGAUAGACUGGAACAAUUUUGAUUCCUCGCCGGCGUCGGCGCUUCUCUAUCGCAAGCUCGCACUUGACAAUCUGAACACGAUCCUCCGCAGUGGCGUGACGGAUCUCAAGUUUACGCCGAACUACCCGCUCACCAUCGCGUCGUUCUCGGACUCGACGGGCUCGUACAGGGCGGUGCCAUAUGUUCCCGUCGACGGAUACACCUGCGUCCCCGUGAUGUUUCCGGAGCUCCUGAGCACGUUCGAUAUCCACCUGAAAACGCCCGCGGGCGCCAUGUGGGUACUCCUUAAGGCGUCCGAGGCGAAGGUUAAGGAGCUGGUGUAUCUGCGGCCCGGCGAGAAUCCGGUACUGAAUCCGGGCGGAAGAACGCUCAAAGGUGUUUUGGGCGUGAUUCGGGAUGCGCCCGCGGUGCAGCUGGAAACUGGGGGUGCUGAGCUGGAGGAGGCGCCGGUGGAGGCGGUGCAAGGCGCGGUACUGAACACGGCAUUGUCGGUUGUCGAGGAGAAAGAAGAAGGAUCCCUAAAGAGACCGGAGCUUUUCCUACCUGUGGUGCCGGCAACGUCUAUGUACAGCUGGCAAACGGAGCCUGACCCGACCACCGUCGAGCCUGCGGAUAUCCAACCACGGUCCGACAGAAAGCACAAGAAAAGAAAGAAGAGCUCCAGGUCGAAGGCGGCGGCAGCACAGGGAACUCUCAACGAGGAAACAGUGAAUCCCACUACGGGCGAUGACGCGACGAAUGCUACAGUGGAGGAGGUUCAGAUGACCGAGGAGGAGAGGGCGAAGCGGACGGCGGCCAAAGCUCGGAAAGCAGCUAAGAAGAUGGCGCAGAGAAAAGCGUCCAGGGAGGAGGACAACUCGAUAGCAGCUCCUUUGGACGAGCGCUUGAUAGGGCCACCCGAUCUGGACGACGCGGUGAAGGAGAGAAUCCGGAUAGCAGAGCAGGUGGCUGCGGUGAUGAGGGCGGAGGAGAACGAAGAAGUGAGGUUGAGACUUCAGCAUGAGAUUGCCAAGGUUCGGGCUUGGAGCUUGAUGCAGAAGAAGAAACCAUAUCAGCUACUCCCGGUAACGGAAAUGUCGCCUAUCGCUUCGGAACCGACUUCAGCAAAUCCCGAGGUUGACGCGAAGGUCAACAGCAUAAUCGCGGGUCUGCGUCGAGUCGUCGAGGAGAAGAGGCAGAAGGUUGACUCCAUCUUGGCUGAAGGGGAUCUGGUUGUUGUGCAGGAGGAGGAUGGGGGGCCGGUUGUUGUCGAGGCGGAGGAUGUGAUCAUCGAAGGAGUCGCAAAGCCGAAGAAGACAGUCGAUGAGUGGAUAAAAGAAGUGAUGGAAUUGCCAUUCGACGAGGAUGAGGACAUCUGGGGACCGAUCAACAGGACGUUAACUCCAGCGGUUCCAUACAAGCUCUCGAACACCAGGCUUACCCGCGAGAAUCUGAAGGCCGCCCAGAGGAAGCUCUCCGCAAAGGAGACUAUGAUGGCGCCUGCUCCACCUCCACCACCGCCGCCACCACCUGCUGCACCGGAACCGGGAAUGCUGGGGGAUUUGGGACUCGGGGGUGAGCAAUACGAAAUUGUGGUUCCCGUCGUGGAAACCGUGGACACUGGACACAUCAAUCAUCUGGCCCGAGCCCGAGCAAUGCUCGCUGUAGCCCCGGCCCCGCCGCCCCGUCCUCCACGACUUGCGGUUGCUCCCGCCCCACCACCUCCGCCGCCUCCUCCUCAUCCUCGAUUCGGGUUUGCAUCGGCGCCACCGCCCCCGCCACCACCACCACCUCCUCCCGUAUUUGCAUUUGGACCAGCUCCACCGACAUUCGUGCAUGCGAUGGGACUUGCACCAGCGCCGCCUCCCCCUCCUCCACCGCCCGCACUCGCACUCGCACCUGCACCUGCACCCGCAUCCUCACCCGUACUUGCGCCUGCACCUCCGCCUGCGCCUGCCCUUGCGCCCGCACCCUCGCCCGCACCGGCAAUGGCGCCCGCACCGGCAAUGACGCCCGCACCGGCAAUGGCGCCCGCACCAGCAAUGGCACCCGCACCCUCACCCACACCCGUGGUCGCCGUCUCGAAUGAUGUUGCGGUGGAAUUUUCUCACCCGCCUAGGGGUGCUUUCUCUCCCGUAUUUGCCGUCCCUACUGCCCCACCUUCAUCAACCACCAGUAACGGGUUUUCAGUCAUCGAGUCCGUUAGAUUGCCCGGCCUCGAGCUCGAUAUGUCUGUGAUCGGCAUGCUGACUCCGCGCCCUGAUGGCCACCACUCGGCCGCCCCGACUGUUACCGGCCAUUGCGUUUCAUUGGACGGCAACAGCACCGAUCAAUCCCCGGUGGUGAUCGACACACCGGCUUCGUCGCAGUUUGGCGAAACCCGGAGCCAAAAGAUUGGGGACAUGACCAGCGACGAACUCAGAGACGAGAUCCGCACCGUGAUGAAGGAUGCGUUGAUCGGUGUUGUGAGGCAGAUUGGCGGUGCGUUGGAGCAACGCGCUUAG